Messenger RNA from Ambispora gerdemannii, 1365 nucleotides. The record is from the annotation of a GenBank genome assembly. NCBI's taxonomy places the organism in Eukaryota, Fungi, Glomeromycota, Glomeromycetes, Archaeosporales, Ambisporaceae.
AUGAUCUCUUCAAUAACAGAAUACAUCAAGAAACACCGUCAAGGCAUUAGUAUAACAGUAUUUAUCGCUGGAAGUUCUUAUUUUAUUGGAAAGUAUGCUAAAUGGAAAAUAGAAGAAUACAGAGACAGAGCUGGAGCUGAAAGAACAGCGAAAGAAAAUAUGAAACGUCGCUUCCAGCAAAGACAGAAUGAUUGCACGUAUACUGUACUCUCCCACCUUCCAACCUUGGGAUACGAACUACUAUCCGCGAUAGACGUUGAGUCUGUCAUUGCCAAACUGCAAGAAUUGAAGGUUAAAUCAACUUCAACACCGGCAGUUUCUCCGAUUUCAUCGGUUGUUAUAGUCGAUGAAGAUAAAGAAACAACACCGACGCAGACGCCGUCGGCUUCGAUUGUUUUAGUUGAGAAACCUGAUAAUACCGAGUCAACAUCAAAUUUAGAAGGUCAUGACAAUGAAGAAAACGCGCCGUCGUCUCAUUCGCCAGGUGAAGCAAAUGUAAAUGGUUCAAGUCCAAGCUCUUCUACUUCUCGUGUGAAUCCUAGAGCUGCAAAACUUGAAUUAUGGAGUGAACUAAAGAUAAAGAGCUUUACUCGAACCAUAUCCACCAUAUACUUAAUCACAUUCCUCACAAUUCUAAUCCAUAUACAAUUAAACCUGCUGGGUCGUUUCAAUUACCUAUACUCGGUGGUAUCACUUACCGAACGCGAAAAAGAGCAAACUAUUCAUAUACAACCGGCCAAAGGAACAAUCCUAAAUUUCGAAAAUGAAAAAAGAUAUCUGACGUUUAGUUGGUGGCUGUUGAAUAUUGGAUGGAAACGUGUUGUUGAACGUGUGAGAAUUGUAGUUGAGAGGAUUCUUUCAGAUAUGAAGAUUGAGCAAGACAUUUCGUACAAGGAUUUUGUAUGGCUCAUUAGUGAGAUUCGAGCACAAGUUGAUUUCCGUCAUGUUAUGUUACCAAAUUCGUUAGAAGAAGAAAUUGAAGUACUCCGACAAGGAGGGGGUGCACAAGAGGAUCCAACAAUUGAUGACGAGCUUAGAAAAUUAUUGGAUGAAUCUAAAGAUUUUUUGGAUAGUGAUGAUUUUCGAGAUGUACUCGCAGCGUGUAUCGAUUCCGCAUUUUCACUAUUACAUAGCAACAUGUAUUCGAGAUUUCUUGCGGUACCAAACAGCGAGGAGGAUGACGACGACUCGGAACAAAUAGAACGCCCGGUCGCACUUGUCCGACUUUUACCUGAUAUCUCUAAAGAGGCGCAUGUUGUGAUCAAUGGUGUGCCUAAUCGAUAUCUGGAGGCUGUAAAAAAUGUUAAACAGUUGCAAGAGCUAUCUGCUGUAAUUUACUCGUCGUUUGAUGAGGAAUUUUUUUGA